Macadamia integrifolia is the source of this 1108-nucleotide messenger RNA. Its product is annotated as transcription factor bHLH106. The record is from RefSeq and is a predicted model, not a curated record. Lineage: Eukaryota; Viridiplantae; Streptophyta; Magnoliopsida; Proteales; Proteaceae. The transcript has 2 exons. Bases 145 to 858 code for a protein of 237 amino acids. Gene Ontology annotation, biological process: regulation of DNA-templated transcription. Gene Ontology annotation, molecular function: DNA-binding transcription factor activity; protein dimerization activity.
GUAACACGAUCAAAGCCAAUAAACACAGAAACCCUACCAAAGCCUCGCUCAGUCUCAGACUCACCUCAUCGCUCAUCGCUCAUCGCUCAUCGCAUAACUUUGAGCUGAGCUGAGCUGACCUGAGCUCUUCUAGUCAUCACCCACAUGCAGUCAGAAAACUUGCCGGAAUGUUCAGAGCUCUACGAGAUUCUCGCCGGAGCCGCCGGUGGGAUCGACGUUGGGUCUGGGUCGUAUGGGUUUCCGGCGAAUUAUGAAUUUACGGCAGUUCCGAGCUUUUCUGAGGGUUCCCCUUUUCACCCUUUGGAGAUGUCUGGAAUUACAGAGAUGCCACAAGCCAGAGCUCUCGCUGCUUCCAGGAAUCACAAAGAAGCUGAGAAACGUAGGAGGGAGCGAAUCAAUUCGCAUCUUGAUCGUCUUCGUAGCCUCCUUCCUUGCAACUCCAAAACAGACAAAGCUUCUCUGUUGGCUAUGGUGAUUCAACAAGUCAAGGAGUUAAAGCAACAAACCUCAGAUAUCACAGAGCUCGACCUGUUCCCUUCUGAAACCGACGAGAUAGCCGUGUUUUCCGGUGAUUUCUACGGGAGGUCAAUUCUUAAGGCAUCGGUCUGCUGUGAAGAUAGAUCCGAUCUCUUACCUGACUUGAUUCAGACAUUGAAGACACUUCACUUAAAGACUCUGAAAGCAGAAAUGGCGACCUUAGGUGGAAGAAUCCGAAACGUUCUUCUUGUCACCGGAGAAGGAGAUCGGUAUUGUGGUGAUGAAUCAAUCGGUUUCUUACGCGAUGCUUUGAAAUCUCUCGUCGAACGAUCCAGCUCAGGCGAUCGUUCUAAAAGGCGUCGAUUUGUAGACAAAAGAUGAAAAUUCAACUUUCUUCGUUUGUUUUUGUAUUUGUGUGUGAGUGUUUUGUUGAUCCGUGUGUGUGGAUUUGCAUUAGUUAUGGUUUCUUUCUUUCAUAGAUGAACGGAGAAAGAAACAAAAGCUUAAUGGAGAAAGCUCUGUAAGUAAUAGUUAUCGGCCAUGGUUGCGAUUCCUAUUUGUAGUUCUUUAGUUGUUCUUGAAGUUGAGCAUCAUUUAAUGGAAAUAUAUCAAUUCUCAACUCUUGAAGGAA